UCGAAGUGAAAUUACACUAAAUAUUAUUUCUCAAUUUUUACCUUAAUUGGUCAAUUAUAAGGUAUUUGACCCUAGGUUUCAAAUAGUCCUUUAUGUAUCAUAGACCAUAAGAGUUGAGUCUUUCGAAAUCUUAAUGCAAUCAAACGCCUUCGAGAUGUCACAAAAUAUAUAAAUUAGGCACCAUCUAUCGGUCAUCAAUUACGCUGUGUAUCACUUAGAAAUCGAGCUUAAUGUCCCUGAUUAAGAUGUCAAUGUUCUAUCAAGACAUUGACAGUUCAAUCAGAGACAGCUGAUCUUAAUCUGUCAUGUCUGUUUAUAUUACAAAUGUAUUACCCCAAAACCUAAACCCUAUUACUUUAUUACUAAAUACUAUAAUAAUCGAAUGCUUAAAUUCGAACCAAAUAGCUCUUAAUUUCAUUAAAACUGAUUUACAGAUCAACCACUUUGUCUCGAUCAUUAAAGUUGUAGCCAAGUGUUUUCAUUUAAAUUUUUACAGUUAGUCUUUGAACUUAAUGUAAGGAGGUUAAGUAAGAUACAAAGUACAAGUGGUCAGCAGUAGUAGUGUGUGAUUAAUAUCAGGAGAAGGCAGUUUGUUCCUCUUCCAAAAAUGGAUUUAAAAAUGCUGAAACAAUCCAGAACGGUGCAUUUAUGUUUCGCAAUGACCUUUUUCACCUCGGGGAUAGUUGUUAAUUUAAUCCAGGCGAUUUUUUACUUUGGUUUAAGGCCAUUUAAUAAGACUUUGUAUAGGAGAAUAAACUGGUACUUGUGUUACACAAUUUAUUCACAGCUAGUAUGUUUAGCAGAAUGGUGGGCAAAUGUGAAACUAAUACUGUACAUUGACAAGAAUGACUGGAAUAAGUAUUUUGGCAAAGAGCAUGGUUAUUGUAUCAUGAACCACUCAUACGAGAUUGACUGGCUUAUGGGGUGGAUGGCUUGUGAGAAAAUGACAGUUUUAGGGAACUGCAAAGCAUACGCAAAAAAAGUAAUCCAGUACAUUCCUGUGCUGGGCUGGGGUUGGAAAUUCGCCGAAUUCGUUUUCCUAGAGAGAUCUUAUGAGAAGGACAAGGAAGUCAUCAAUAAACAAAUUAAGGAGCUGGCGGACCAUCCAGACCCCAUGUGGCUGCUUCUCUUCCCAGAAGGAACAAGAUUCACCCCAAACAAACACGAAACAUCAUUAAAAUACGCCAGAGAAAAUAAUUUACCUGAACUGAAGCACCAUCUUUUACCAAGAACCAAGGGAUUCAUUGCGAGUUUACCUUCGAUGAGAGGUAAAAUUCCUGCUAUCUAUGACACUGUAGUGGUGUUCAAAGAGGACGAUCCGGUGGCCCCAACUAUCACUAAUUUGUUGUUUGGUAAAUCCGUUACCGCUCACAUGUAUAUUAAAAGAGUACCAUUGGAGGAAGUACCCCAUACGGAGCCGGAACAGGAAAAGUAUUUGCGACAAAUGUUUUUAAGGAAAGACAAAAUGAAGGAGAGCUUUCUCCAAACCGGAGAUUUCUUUAAAAACUCUGGAAUAGCAGCGGUCGAACCUUGGGUACCGGAACGAAGAAUCUGGCCCGCAUUAAACGUGAUCUUUUGGCUCGUGAGCAUUUUGGUGCCGAUGCUCUACUAUUUGAUCAAGUUGUUCUUUAGCGGCCAAAUAAUUUACUUCACUAUUGGCACGGGACUUAUUUUCACUUUUUACGUGCUGCUUCAAAGAACGAUCGCCAUGUCGGAAACCAAACAUGGAUCUUCGUACGGUACAAAAAUCGACUCGCAUUCGAAACCUGAAUAAUAUUUUAUAGUAGGUACAAACCGCUCUGAGCUUUUUUUUGUACAUAUUGUUUUUAAUAUUACUCGGAUAGGGAGGGAAGGCAAGGUUUCAAAAACCUUUUUAUUUGGGCACCAAUUAUUUGGCAUAUUCAGUUCAAUACUCGUUUUCUUUUAAUUAUCUCAGUCUAGUCUUCAGUACUUCAAAUUACAAUAAACUUUCAUUCAAAUUAAUUAUUAUGUCUAUAUAUAUCUAGCUUAAAACAAUAUUUCCAAAAUAAAAAUGCAUCUAAGUGUUAUCUGUUUAGUUAGGGAACAAAAUAUUGCCUUUUGUUGAUGUUAUAAAAAUUUUAUAUUUUUUAAUUUAGUUUAUACGGAGUGUCCGUAAUUCGAAGCCAUGGCGACCUCGGAAACAGUAAGAGACAAGUAUAUUAACGGGAUAAUCCUUUUUCGGCGUUUCGGGUCUCUGGAACCAUAAUCAAUUUUCUUUAGGAUCUUAGAAAGUUAUCUUGAUUUUUCUAUACCUAAUAACUAAAAGGGUAACUUCUAGAAGUAUUAGUUCUGAGAUUUGGCAUCAAAUUACUUAUUUAAAAAUUUUUGGAACACCCUGUACGUUAUUUAUUAUAUUCUUUGCCGAUUCAAUAAUACACCUAAUAAAAUAAAUUUAUUUAUUAUUUUAAGAUGA
Messenger RNA from Anthonomus grandis grandis, 2434 nucleotides. Its product is annotated as 1-acyl-sn-glycerol-3-phosphate acyltransferase gamma-like. The record is from RefSeq and is a predicted model, not a curated record. Gene Ontology annotation, cellular component: endomembrane system. The coding region runs from base 608 to 1774 and encodes 388 amino acids. Lineage: Eukaryota; Metazoa; Arthropoda; Insecta; Coleoptera; Curculionidae. Gene Ontology annotation, molecular function: 1-acylglycerol-3-phosphate O-acyltransferase activity. The transcript is spliced from 6 exons.